AGUGGUUUCCAUGGUGAUGGAGCUGAAAGUGCAGGAAAUUUAAAGGCUUGGACGCUGCGAGACAGACAAACCGGUGCCAACGUGCGCGGACGCCGCCGCCGCCGCCGCCGCUGGAGUCCGCCGGGCAGAGCCGGCCGCGGAGCCCCGAGCAGGCGGAGGGAAGUGCCCCUAGGACCCGCUGGGCCAGCGGCGCUGCACAGAGCGGCAGGACGACGAGCAGAGAGAGGAGGAGGAGGGGAGAGCGGCUCGUCCACGCGCCCUGCGCCGCCGCCGGCCCGGGAAGGCAGCGAGGAGCCGGCGCCCCCCGCGCCCGCCGUCGCCCUGGAGUAAUUUCGGAUGCCCCGCCGCGGCCGCCUGCCCGCAUAGACCCGGGAGAGGAGUUGCGGCCAACUUGUGUGCCUUCUUUCCGCCCCGGUGGGAGCCGGCGCUGCGCGAAGGGCUCUCCCGGCGACUCAUGCUGCCGGCCCUGCGCCUGCCCAGCCUCGGGUGAGCCGCCUCCGGAGAGACGGGGGAGCGCGGCGGCGCCGCGGGCUCGGCGUGCUCUCCUCCGGGGACGCGGGACGAAGCAGCAGCCCCGGGCGCGCGCCGGAGGCAUGGAGCGCUGCCCCAGCCUGGGGGUCACCCUCUACGCCCUGGUGGUGGUCCUGGGGCUGCGGGCGGCACCGGCCGGCGGCCAGCACUAUCUCCACAUCCGCCCGGCUCCCAGCGACAACCUGCCCCUGGUGGACCUCAUCGAACACCCGGACCCUAUCUUUGACCCCAAAGAGAAGGAUCUGAACGAGACGCUGUUGCGCUCGCUGCUCGGGGGCCACUACGACCCGGGCUUCAUGGCCACCUCGCCCCCCGAGGACCGGCCCGGCGGGGGCGGGGGGGCGGCCGGGGGCGCCGAGGACCUGGCCGAGCUGGACCAGCUGCUGCGGCAGCGGCCGUCGGGGGCCAUGCCGAGCGAGAUCAAAGGGCUGGAGUUCUCCGAGGGCUUGGCCCCGGGCAAGAAGCAGCGCCUGAGCAAGAAGCUGCGGAGGAAGUUACAGAUGUGGCUGUGGUCGCAGACCUUCUGCCCGGUGUUGUACGCGUGGAACGACCUGGGCAGCCGCUUUUGGCCGCGCUACGUGAAGGUGGGCAGCUGCUUCAGUAAGCGCUCGUGCUCCGUGCCCGAGGGCAUGGUGUGCAAGCCGUCCAAGUCCGUGCACCUCACGGUGCUGCGGUGGCGCUGUCAGCGGCGCGGGGGCCAGCGCUGCGGCUGGAUUCCCAUCCAGUACCCCAUCAUUUCCGAGUGCAAGUGCUCGUGUUAGGACUCGGGGUCCCCUUCCCGCACCCGGACAACUGAUGAAACCCCACCGACGCCCUCCCCCCCCCCCCGCCCCCCGCACCGUCUCCAACCAGUCCACCACCCUCUCAAGAGGGGAUUCAAUGAACUUUUUUUUUUUUUUUCUGGCUACAGAGACCUAGCUUUCUGGUUCAUGUAAUGCACUGUUUAACUGUGUAGGAAUGUAUAUGUGUGUGUAUAUACGGUCCCAGUUUUAAUUUACUUAUUAAAAGGUCAGUAUUAUACGUUAAAAGUUACCGGCUUCUACUGUAUUUUUAAAAAAAAUAAGCAAAAGGAAAAAAAAGAACAGAGAAAAGAGAGACUUAUUCUGGUUGUUGCUAAUAAUGUUAACCUGCUAUUUAUAUUCCAGUGCCCUUCGCAUGGCGAAGCAGGGGGGAAAAGUUAUUUUUUCUUAAAGUACAAAGAGAGGGGAGAACUUUUGUAGAAGGACUUUUAAAAAGCUAUUUUCCAUUCUUCGGAAAGUGUUUUGGUUUUCCUUGGACCUCGAAGAAGCUAUAGAGUUCAAUGUUAUUUUACAGUUAUUGUAAAUAUAGAGAACAAAUGGAAUGACUAAUCAUUGUAAAUUAAGAGUAUCUGCUAUUUAUUCUUUAUAAUAUCCCAGUGUCUCUUAUACAC
Prionailurus viverrinus (fishing cat) is the source of this 1942-nucleotide messenger RNA. RefSeq names its product noggin (gene NOG). Gene Ontology annotation, biological process: negative regulation of cell differentiation; negative regulation of BMP signaling pathway; dorsal/ventral pattern formation. The transcript has 3 exons. The record is from RefSeq and is a predicted model, not a curated record. NCBI's taxonomy places the organism in Eukaryota, Metazoa, Chordata, Mammalia, Carnivora, Felidae. Bases 594 to 1292 code for a protein of 232 amino acids.